AUGGAUCCUCAAGAAACACCUGCUGUGCCCUGCUGCUCCUCCAACUUGGAACGCACCACAGGGUGUGAGAUCGGAUCCCCAUGGGGGGCUGAACUUGUCCCCAGAAGAGCUAUAGUCCGCCAUGACCACAGCCAGAAGCGUGACAUCUCUACCCAAAUCAGAGGCCACAAGCGUUUCUGCAUCUUCCGGGCCUGCAAGUGUCACAAUUGUGCCCUCUUCUUGGAAUAUCGCCGGGUCUUGCCUGCUGUGAGUGCCUUGAAGGAGGAGCAGAGGGCAGCGCUAAAGAGGCACCUGGCUCGAAGACUGAAAAGGAGUGUGGCAGCCCCUGCCAAAGCUCACAUCCCUGUCAAGAAUUUGGGCAUCAAAGGAGUCCUCACUGGGAAGGUGGACAUUGUGCCUCAGCCUGAGGCCCACCCCCACACAACCCCCGAGGAGGAGAGCUCCCAAGGGGCUCUGCUCCUCGGCCAGCCCCCAGAACCUCUGUCUCUGCCCUGCACUCCAGUGACCUUGGAGCAGCAACCGAUGGCUUCUCUUUCUAGGCAGCCCCACGGGUCACCUGUCCUGUGCAGCAGAUGCUCAGCGCUGAUCCUGCAGCCCAGUGCCACCCUUGACUCUCUUCUACUGCAGUCACAGGCCGCUACAGCCUCCGACCAGGCUUUGGCUUCUGCCUCCUCAGAGUGGCAGCAGAAGCUGGAGGCUGUCGAGGCUCUGCUGAGUCUGAGACACUCUUUUCAGACCCCUUCUGACUCCAUCUCCCUCCACCAGGCCUGUGACCCACCAGCUUCUGCUGAAGAAAGAGGACUCCAGCCUCCCAGUCGCUCUAUCGGACCCAGGCCAGACAGCUCCACCUCACUGUCUAUUGGAUAUCUGAGAUGCAUCUCCCUCUUGCGCUAG
Cynocephalus volans (Philippine flying lemur) is the source of this 894-nucleotide messenger RNA. Its product is annotated as doublesex- and mab-3-related transcription factor C1-like. Gene Ontology annotation, molecular function: RNA polymerase II cis-regulatory region sequence-specific DNA binding; DNA-binding transcription factor activity, RNA polymerase II-specific. The coding region runs from base 1 to 894 and encodes 297 amino acids. Gene Ontology annotation, cellular component: nucleus. Lineage: Eukaryota; Metazoa; Chordata; Mammalia; Dermoptera; Cynocephalidae. Gene Ontology annotation, biological process: germ cell development; regulation of transcription by RNA polymerase II; sex differentiation. The record is from RefSeq and is a predicted model, not a curated record. The transcript is spliced from 7 exons.